This is a messenger RNA of Penaeus monodon (black tiger shrimp), 621 nucleotides long. RefSeq names its product proline-rich protein 2-like. NCBI's taxonomy places the organism in Eukaryota, Metazoa, Arthropoda, Malacostraca, Decapoda, Penaeidae. The coding region runs from base 1 to 621 and encodes 206 amino acids. The record is from RefSeq and is a predicted model, not a curated record. The transcript is spliced from 3 exons.
AUGGUGCUAUUUGGGCUUCUCAGUCUCAAAACAAAUGUGGAGGUGAAACAUCACACCCACAGGCCCGUGGAGGCUUCCCGUUUUGGCGAAGGGGAAGACCCCAAACCGGGCCAAGUCCUGGGACCAGGGAAAGGUACCCCAACUCCACCCUUAUCUGGGAAAACUGGCCGGGCAUCCCCCUCACAGCAGAGCCAACCCGGCUGUUUUCGGGGCCAAAAGCGGAAUCAAAAGGGCUGGGGCCUCCCCGGGCAAGGCCACAAAUUUGAAACAGAAAAAAAGCCUGGCCCAGAGAAAAACCCAAAAACGAAAAUCAAGCAAACCCAAGGCUCUCCACCCCCCAGGGGACCCCGGGGAAAACCCGGACAGCCAAAGGAAAACCCCCCUCAAGCAUUGAGGAUCUCCCCAAUGGGAGUGCCAUCCCCAAACGCAAUAUUGCGUCAGGGGGCAUUGACAUCGCCCAGCUCCGGGAGACAUUACCCGGGGGAAGUUUUCCCGCUUCCCCCGGGGGUUUACUUUUCGCGCUGCCACGUUCCAUGGAAAAGAGGGCCCGAUGACCCUGGUGAAAGCAACAACUCCCUGCUCCGCAAUAGCCGUGCACCGCACUGUGGGGGAAGAUGUUGA